Molecule: messenger RNA, 1291 nt
Organism: Pelobates fuscus (common spadefoot toad)
Lineage: Eukaryota; Metazoa; Chordata; Amphibia; Anura; Pelobatidae
Product: glutamine synthetase-like
Exons: 7
Coding region: 56-1189 (377 amino acids)
Cellular component (GO): cytoplasm
Molecular function (GO): glutamine synthetase activity
Source: RefSeq, a predicted model, not a curated record
GCCUGUUAUCCUCUGACUCUGGGCUGCAGCUACAUCCCCACUGCCAGCCAGGUCAAUGUCCAUCAUGGCUGCUGUGUCUCUUAGCUCUUAUCUCAUCAAAGGGCUGAAGGAACAGUACAUGAAGUUGCCCCAAGGAGGUAAGGUGCAGGUCACCUACGUCUGGAUCGAUAAAAAUGGGGAAGGAGUCUGCUGCAAAACUAAGACACUGGACUAUGAGCCCAAGUCCAUAGAAGAGAUCCCAGAGUGGACCUUUAAUGGGCUUGGCACAAGGCAAGCAGAAAAACAUAACUGUGGCAUGUAUCUCGUCCCGGUCAAAAUGUUCAGGGACCCUUUCGGUCUAGACCCCAAUAAGCUGGUGUUGUGUGAAGUUCUGAGAAGCAACAGAACACCUGCAGAAAGCAACCUGCGUCAGACUUGCAAAAAAAUAAUGGACCUGGUGAAAGGUGAUCGACCUUGGUUUGGGAUGGAACAAGAAUACAUCUUACUUGAUAUCAGUGGUCAGCCUUAUGGCUGGCCCGAUAAAUAUAUCCCAGGACUAAGAGGUCACUCAUACUGUGGUGUUGGGAUAGAAAAAGUCUUUGGACGUGAUAUUGUAGAAUGUCACUACAAGGCUUGUCUUUAUGCUGGUAUUGAGAUCUGUGGCAUCAAUGGAGAAGCUAUGCCAUCACAAUGGGAAUUCCAGGUUGGCCCCUGUGAAGGCAUUGAAAUAGGAGAUCAUCUAUGGAUGGCUCGGUUUAUACUUCACCGUGUCUGUGAAGACUUUGGUAUUGUGGCCACUCUUGACCCAAAACCGAUGCCCGAUUACAAAUAUGCUUCUGGUUGUCACAUCAACUACAGCACAGAAAACAUGAGGAAGAAAGGUGGAUUAAAGGAUAUUGAAGAUGCAAUAAAAAAAUUGGGAAAGAGGCACAAUUACCAUAUCUCUGUCUACGACCCCCAUGGUGGCGAGGAUAAUGUCCGUCGUCUGACUGGUGGUAUUUCGACCUCAAACAUCCAUGAAUUUACCUCUGGUAUUAACAACUGCUCCGUUAGCAUUCGUAUUCCUCACCAAGUUGAGAAGGAGGGCAAAGGGUACUUUGAAGAUCGCCGGCCGUCUGCCAACUGUAACCCUUAUGCUGUUACUGAAGCUAUUAUCAGGACAACCAUUCUAAACGAGACUGGCAAUGAGACUAAAGACUAUGGAAACUGAACUGGAAGCUGCACCUCUUCUCUCUUUAAUUGCAAAAACACUAAAACCAAUUAAUCUUGCAUGUCUUCUAAAAAGUUUGUUUUUGAGUUUAUCUUUAAACCU